Molecule: messenger RNA, 6518 nt
Organism: Lepisosteus oculatus (spotted gar)
Lineage: Eukaryota; Metazoa; Chordata; Actinopteri; Semionotiformes; Lepisosteidae
Gene: frmpd4
Product: FERM and PDZ domain containing 4
Cellular component (GO): cytoskeleton
Molecular function (GO): protein binding
Source: RefSeq, a predicted model, not a curated record
CUGUCCCUGCUCCUCGUGGACGGUUGGGAGGCUUGAACAUUUUCAAAGUACAUAAAGGAGGAAAAGACAUCAGUCUUCUCCCUACAUUUCAGGGGGAAAAAAAGAAGGAAGCCCGGAGCAUCCAUCAGUAGUGAUUUACCCCCCCCUUCCUUUCCAGCCUCCAACCCCCUCCCUCUCUCUUCAAAGCUGUUGUUACCGCACGGCCUCUGCACAUUAUUCCACAGUGAUGAAAACUAAAUGAGGAUGGCUUUAUGCAGCUGAUGGAGAUGCUGUUUGAAGGAUGUAGCAUGAAAACAUAUGUUCAGAAUCUUUUCGUAGCGGGUCUGGAUUUCCAUUGCUUACGCUGGGACACACCAGUUGUUCAGACAUGCACAAAUCCUGACAAGAGGGAUAUUCUACCUUCCUCUUGCUUCACCCUGCUUUGCUUUUGAGAAAUUUAGACCAUGAAUCUGGAGUAAAAAUAACAGAAUAAAAAGAGACCACAGCCUGCUGCACGUAUGGAUGUGUUUAGCUUUGUGAAGAUAGCAAAGCUGUCAGGCCACAGGACAAAAUCGUCUGGCUGGCCCCCACCUUCAGGGACCUGGAGCUCCUCGCAAGGACCCCCCUAUGGAUGGGAGAUGGCGACAAAUAGAGAAGGCAGAGACUGUUACAUCAAUCACGUGACUCAGACAGGCUCAUUCGAAGACAUUCGUCUGGAAGGCCACCAGCCUGUCCCCCCAGCCCCUCGCAAGGUGGAGAUGAGACGUGACCCUGUCUUGGGAUUUGGGUUUGUGGCAGGCAGCGAGAAACCUGUGGUAGUCCGUUCUGUCACACCAGGGGGUCCGUCAGAAGGCAAACUUAUUCCUGGAGACCAGAUCAUAAUGAUAAAUGAUGAGCCUGUUAGUACAGCUCCUAGGGAGAGAGUCAUUGACCUUGUCAGAAGCUGCAAGGAAUCGAUUGUGUUGACAGUGGUUCAGCCUUACCCAUCUCCCAAAUCUGCUUUCAUCAGUGCUGCAAAAAAGGCCAGGUUAAAGUCAAAUCCAGUCAAAGUGCGCUUCUCUGAGGAGGUCAUUAUAAACGGUCAGGUUCCAGACACUGUCAAGGAUAAUUCUCUUCUUUUCAUGCCAAAUGUUCUGAAGGUGUAUCUUGAGAAUGGACAGACUAAGUCUUUCAGAUUUGACAACAACACUUCAAUCAAGGACGUUAUAUUGACUCUGCAAGAGAAGUUGUCCAUCAAGUGUAUUGAACAUUUUUCUCUGAUGUUAGAGCAACGGACUGAAGGGUCUGGCAGCAAACUUCUUUUACUUCAUGAGCAAGAAAUGUUAACCCAGGUGACACAAAGGCCAGGGUCACACAAAAUGAAAUGCUUUUUCAGAAUUAGCUUUGUUCCUAAAGACCCAAUUGACUUGCUCAGAAGAGAUGCUGUGGCAUUUGAGUAUCUAUAUGUCCAGAGCUGUAAUGAUGUGGUACAGGAGAGAUUUGGCUCGGAGCUGAAGUAUGACACUGCAUUAAGGCUUGCCGCUCUACAGAUGUACAUUUUAACAAUCACCACCAAGCAGACGCAGAAGGUCUCCCUCAAGUACAUUGAGAAAGAGUGGGGAUGGGCCAAUUUCCUCCCUCCAGCAGUCUUAUCCAGUAUGAAGGAGAAGAACAUAAAAAAAGCACUCACCCACAUUCUGAAAACGAAUCAAAAUUUAGUUCCUCCAGGCAAGAAGUUAUCUGCUCUGCAAGCAAAGGUCCAUUACCUGAAGUAUUUGAGCGAUUUACGCUUGUAUGGAGGAAGGGUGUUCAAAUCAACACUAGUGCAAGGUGAAAAACACACAGAAGUGACUUUGCUCGUGGGCCCUAGAUAUGGAAUAAGUCACGUGAUCAACACCAAAACCAACCUGGUAGCCCUCUUGGCAGAUUUCAGCCAUGUUAACAAAAUAGAAAUGUUCACAGAAGAUGAAACAAAUGUCCGAGUUGAGCUUCACGUGUUGGAUGUGAAGCCUAUCACCCUUCUCAUGGAAUCCAGUAAUGCCAUGAAUCUUGCGUGUUUGACAGCUGGGUACUAUAGGCUGCUGGUUGACUCAAGACGCUCCAUCUUUAACAUGGCAAGCAGCAAGAAUGCAGGUGCAGUGGAAGCAGGCCAGGAUCACAAGGGGAAGUUUAACUUCCACGCUGCUGAAUGGACUUACAGCACGUCCUUUACCACAGGAGAAGACCCCAAUGUUCAAAUAUGUAUUAAAGACACAAAGGACAAAGACUCUGAAUACACAGAGAGUGUAGAACACGAAAAAGAUGUCACUCCCAUUUAUAUCACUGAGGUUCUGAACUGUGGAUACAGUCCAAAAACAGUGGACAUUCCUGGGGAAGGCAUCGAAAUUGGGAGUGAAAGCAAACACGCACAAUCAUUUCUAUCUGUGCCAGGAAAUAAAGCGCAGGACUCUCCAAGAAGCGCCAAGGUGUCCUUUAUAUUUGGAGAUCAUAAUUUAGAAAGCAUAAACCCCCAAAACCUGGGAUAUGAAAGACUCAUGGAUGAAAGCCCAGAAAUGUUAGAUGAAAGAUCGAUGUUUCUGCAAAACGAUGAUGACUUUAAAAGCAUGGAUGCAUCCGCAGAUGCUGAGGCAUUUCAAUAUGCUCCCCAUGCAGUUUACGCAAACAUUAAUGAAGCUAAAAUAUUUGGAAACACAGAAGGCAUUGAGGAGCCCCUUCUGCGCGAUAUCUGCUACGCAGAAAACACGGAUGAUGCAGAGGAUGAAGAUGACGCAAGCUGUGAGGAGGACAUUGUGGUUGGAGAAAUGGAUAAGACUAUGCUCCUUAAGCUUUCGGGCUCUAGCGAUGACAUUAUUGACCUGACCUCGCUGCCCCCACCAGAGGGUGAUGAUGAUGAAGAUAAUGACUUUCUUCUCCACUCCCUCAAUCUAGCCAUCGCUGCACCUCCGCCAGGUUUCAGGGACAGCUCUGACGAAGAAGAGUUACAGAGAAGCACAGACGAUAAAGGCCAAAGCAACACUGAUGACAUUCCUGUGUCACUGAUUGAUGCUGUCCCCACACAGACGGAAAGCAGCACUGAGAAAGCUCUGGAUGAUGCUGUCGUUUCUACUUUACAAGCACUGGAGGCCUUGGCUGCAUCGGAAGACCAGAAUGUUCCACAGUCAGACGAUAGUUCAGGUGUAGCAAUAUCACGGGCCUAUAGUCCCGAGUCAUCUUCAGAUUCUGGAAAUGAAACAAACUCUUCUGAAAUGACUGAAAACUCCGAGCUGGCCGCAGCACAGAAGCUCUCCGAAAACUCCAUGCGUCUGUUCGUUGCUACUGCUGAAGGGUACCAGACACUUGUGGAAGAGAAAACUGAAUUCCCCAUCUCUCCUUGUGAAGGUGACUCAACUGCAAAGACAGCACUACAGAGUCAUCAGGAAGCAGACCCGCAGACCAAAGCUGUGCCUUCCAAACAGAUCCUUCAUUCAGAUGACAUUGAAAUGGAGCCAGAGACAAUGGAAACCAAAUCAGUCACAGAUUACUUCAGUAAAGUGCACAUGGGGACACUUGUGUAUUCCUGUACGAACAAGAGAAAAGUUAAACAAGCAGACACUGAUGCCAGAAUACAAUUUGAAACUAAUACUACCAUUAAAAGACAGCAGGCAAAGAAGGCAGAUUCUAUUAAUGAAGAACCAAACUUGGUUGCAAAAUACAAUACUUUCACCACCAGAGAAGCUCAGCGUCUGAGCCACUAUGAUCUCGAGCGAACAUCAUUUCGUGAAAAAAGUCAAAGGUGGCACCAUGUUUCUGAAAAUAAGCUGGGAGAAAAACAUAUCCCUGGGGUAACUGCUGGCAAAAACCUGAUGAAAGGCUCUAAUGCUUGUCGGACUGAAUUUGAGGGAAAGGCAGCUGAACCAGACGGAGAUGACCACAGUACAUCAGGGUUGGGGCGCGAAGAAAGCUUUCAAUCAGAUGCCACCUACAUCUCCUCAGCCAAAGAGCCUAACGAUUCUGAACAAACAAACUUCUCCGCAGAUGAGCAGCAGCUGAAGCACCCGCCGCCAGAGCAGAAUGUCUCCCGCCUUUGUGAAUACCACUUGGCAAAAAGGAUGUCCUCUCUGCAAAGUGAAGGUCAUUAUUCACUCCAGAGCUCACAAUGUUCAUCCCUUGAUGCGGGUUGCAGCACCGGGAGCAGCAGCUCUGCAACCCCUCUGGAUUCCCCUCUUUGCACCUCUGAGAACAAGCACAUGCUUACAGACUCUUCCCUGAAAAGUCUAGGUUAUGUGGCAGCUGAGGAAAAAAUCCAUUCAACUCCGAGCCACGGGCCUCAGAGCAAGGACCUCCAUCAAGGCGAAGGGACAUUCCACAGGAAGACACUGUCUAAUUUGCAUGCAGCAUCUGGUUCUGAACCAAUUUUUGGUACCUUACGAGACGGGUGUCAUCGGAUGCCCAAGAUUAAAGAAACCACAGCUUGCACAGAGCUCGAGAAGGCAAGAAGAGGAGGCAUGACUCCAGCUUAUUCUAAACAGGUCAAAGCCAACGCCAUUCCACUGCCAUCAAAUAUUUGCACAGAUUCUAAUGUGCCAAACCAGGAGACCACUCACAUCCCUAAACAAAACCAUGUCAAAGCAGCACCCUUAAACUCAAGACCCUGUGAUCUUAGUUCAGGGAGCAUCAAGUAUCCCCAAAAAAGUAAAAUGCUGAGGAGAAGCAGUAGCAGUGUGACUGCACGAACUGGGAGCAUUGAAACGCUCUUUGAAAAAACCAAGGCCACAAUAGGUGGCAAGUGCUUGCAAUCUCCUGAAUCUCCCGAGUCCAAUUCACAAAAAAGAGCUGACCAGCCUGCAGGUAAGAAGCUGUCCAAAAGUUAUUCUCAGGGCUCUGUCGCCACACACUCCACCAGCUGGCCCACUGCGAGUGGCAACAAGGAGAGCAGGAGGGCUUCAGUUGUGCUUCCAGUGCCCAAGGACUCAAAGCAGUUCAGGACUUUGCCAAAACUGGACACAAGCACCUGGAAGUGCCGAGGUCCCUUCAGCUACUGUUUCCUCAAAAAAGGAAACAAUGCUGAGGAGGAUGAAGAAGACGGAGAUAAGCUCUCAAGACUUUACACUUCACAGUUGCCUACAGAGUCGCAGGGGUCAACGGGACUUUUGUCUCCUACUGACAUCAAAGGAGAAACACUGGACCUGCCAAAUGCCGCUGCCCUGAAUGCUUCCACCAUGAAUCUUACCUCAGAAAGGCUAAAUAUGGUCGCUAAUCUGAAUGACAUGGACUUUAGUGCUCGAAUUGCCAGGAUUAAUACUCUGAAAGAUAAGGUAUAUUCUUUCCCAACUGGGUUUUCAGCUGCACAAAGGGAUGCAAGCGAAUUGAUUGCUUUAGUACGUUCAAGCGUGGGUAAGAGAGAGAACAUGCAGCCCGAGGUCCAUGAAAACGUGCUUUCCCAGUACAAGCAACUGCUGUCCAUCGAGUCCAAGGAGCUUGGGAGUGCCUGCAGGAAAAUAGCAACAGCAGACAAAAGUGCAGAAGAAAUGCUUUUGGCAAUGACAUCUAGUUUCCAAGUGCUCUGUUCCCUAACAGAAGCCUGCAUGUGUUUAGUGAAAGGAAUGAGUGCAGAGACUCAACAACGGGAAGUCGUAUCUAAAAUAGAUGAAGUCGUCAUGAACUAUAUUUGUCUACUAAAAGCAGCGGAGGCAGUGUCAAGCACCCCUCCUAGUGACAGCAGCGUGAAAGCAUUAGUACGACAUUCGACUUCCAUGUCCGCUAUUGUAAGCACACUAACACGGUCACUUAAAACACUUCUUAACAAAUGAGUACUAUCCUUCUCUUCUAAUGUACUUUUGCAAAGCCAUACAUAGAAAUGUGGGAUCCCCACUGUGUGAACUGAUGUAACAAACUUUACCCUCUGUACAGUUUGUUUUAUAUGUAAAAAAUAAGAGAUUAUGUACAACACUAUAGAAAUUUGGAUAUAUGAUGAGGGCAUUGCUCCCUUCAGAGCGCAAACUGAAAUCGGAAGAAGGUGAAAAAUUGUCUUGUUUAUCGCUUCUACAUUACAAUUCUAUUACCUGCAAUGUCAAAAACAAAAUAAAAAAAUCUAAUAGGAUUUACCUAGCAGAUGGUACUGCACUAUUUAAGCAUAUAAUAUUGCUGCGCAUUGUACAUUUUCCAUUUAUUCAAGGUUUUAAAUCAUGAUUUUUAACCAAAUGAAAAUUAUAUAAAUAUUAUAUAUAUAUAAAUAUGGCACUCAAACUUGGACUAUAAUAAAUUAUUAGAAAUAUAUAAUAAACAUUUUAUUCAUUAUAAAGUUGUUUUUAAUAUUGUUUCUUUUUCCCAAUGUUCAAAAAACUAGUUAAUUUAAGACUUGUUAACAACUUAAUUAGAAAGAGACACUACAUUUUUUCCUAAUGUUUUUUUUCUAAUGCUGGUUACCUCAAUUAUACCAUUAACCAGAGCAACAAAAGAAAUCCCAAGUUUACUAAUUUACACCCAAAGCCCACACAUAAAAGUGCCCCAAAAUUCCUGUACCUUUUACAGACCAUGUUUUUCACCAUUAUUUAAACACAUUAAAAUACUUAAAAAUUGCA